AUGGAUUUUGGGGCACUCGAAACGGUGGUAGCUAAUUCAGCUUAUAUUACUGCAAGGGGUAGUUUUGAUGGAGGUUUUAAUCCACAAGUAACAAGGAACAAGAAAUUUCGAGCCCGAUUAAAGCUACCACCAAUAUCAGAAUGUGAGCACUUGAAGGAUAAGCUUGAUUUGGAGUUUGAAAGUAUUUGCAUCAAACAGCCAAUUGGAAAACGAUUGUUUCAGGAUUUUCUGGGAACAGUUAAUCAAUACCAACCAGCACUGGAACUAUGGAAUGGCAUUGAAGAUUAUGAUAUUGCAGAGGAUAAUGAUCGUUUGGAGAAAGCUAGAAGUACUAUAAACAGGAGUAUUGAUCCUGAAGGAACAUUAUUUUGUAACUAUGUAGAUGAAAAGGCUAUUCUAAAGGUAAAGGAUGAGUUUAAUAAGGUACCAGAUGGCCUUUUUAAACAGCUAUUGCAGUCUACCAUGGACUAUUUGAGGGAAAAAGCUUUCCAGCAGUAUAAGUCCAGCAAUUACUUUUCUAAAUUUCUUCAAUGGAAAUGGCUAGAGGCCCAACCCAUUGGAGAGGAAUGGUUUAUGGAUUUUAGGAUUCUUGGUAAAGGUGGAUUUGGAGAGGUGUCUGCCUCCCAAAUGAGGGCCACAGGAAAAAUGUAUGCUUGUAAGAAACUCAACAAAAAACGACUAAAGAAGAGGAAGGGUUUUGAAGGAGCGAUGGUGGAAAAAAGGAUUCUCGCAAAAGUUCAUAGUAGAUUUAUUGUCUCCCUGGCAUAUGCAUUUCAAACCAAAAAUGAUGUCUGCCUAGUCAUGACUCUAAUGAACGGAGGAGACCUUCGAUUCCACAUUUACAAUGUUGAUGAAGAAAAUCCAGGUAUUGAUGAGCCUAGAGCUUGUUUUUACACUGCACAGAUUAUAUCUGGGAUGGAACAUUUACACCAAAACAGGAUCAUCUACAGAGAUCUCAAACCUGAAAACGUUUUAUUAGAUAAUGAUGGAAAUGUGCGUAUUUCUGACCUUGGGCUUGCUGUACAGCUGAAGGAGAAGAAAACAAAAACCAAGGGUUAUGCAGGAACUCCAGGGUUUAUGGCUCCUGAACUAUUGCAGGGAGAAGAAUAUGAUUAUUCUGUAGACUAUUUCUCUCUGGGUGUCACCUUGUAUGAAAUGAUUGCAGCCCGUGGACCAUUUCGUUGUAGAGGAGAAAAGGUUGAAAACAAGGAUUUAAAAAAUAGAGUUCUUAAUGAUCCAGUAACAUACAAUGAAAAGUUUAAUAAAGAGUGCAAGUCUUUCUGUGAAGCCUUACUUGAAAAAGACCCUAAGAAAAGAAUUGGUUUUAAAGAUGGAAAUUGUGAUGAGCUUCGUGUUGUGCCCUUUUUCAGAGAAAUCAACUGGAGGAAACUAGAAGCUGGUAUUCUCACACCACCUUUUGCCCCAGACUCAAAAACAGUCUAUGCUAAAGAUAUUCAGGAUGUAGGGGCAUUUUCAACAGUGAAAGGCGUUAACUUGGAGCAAAAUGAUAAGGAAUUUUUUGAUGAAUUUGCCUCAGGAAAUAUACCCAUACCCUGGCAAGAAGAAAUGAUUGAAACUGGUAUUUUUGAGGAAUUAGAAGCAGAGUUAAAUGAUGUAAGGAGAGGUUCAGUUGCGAAUGACAGCACAGCCAAGUCUGGAGUAUGUCGAAUUGCCUAGAAAAUUACAAUAGAUGUAUAGCAAAAUGUAUAGGUUGUACAGUAUACCAUCUGGCUUCUUGGUUUUGCAGAUAUAAUAUUUUUAUUGUAAA
Messenger RNA from Bombina bombina (fire-bellied toad), 1768 nucleotides. RefSeq names its product G protein-coupled receptor kinase 1 (gene GRK1). The record is from RefSeq and is a predicted model, not a curated record. The coding region runs from base 1 to 1677 and encodes 558 amino acids. Gene Ontology annotation, molecular function: ATP binding; rhodopsin kinase activity. The transcript is spliced from 7 exons. Gene Ontology annotation, cellular component: cytoplasm. Gene Ontology annotation, biological process: regulation of opsin-mediated signaling pathway; signal transduction; protein phosphorylation. NCBI's taxonomy places the organism in Eukaryota, Metazoa, Chordata, Amphibia, Anura, Bombinatoridae.